This is a messenger RNA of Haemorhous mexicanus (house finch), 1628 nucleotides long. It is a transcript of the gene SH3GLB1, whose product is annotated as SH3 domain containing GRB2 like, endophilin B1. Gene Ontology annotation, biological process: membrane organization. Bases 196 to 1263 code for a protein of 355 amino acids. The transcript has 10 exons. Gene Ontology annotation, cellular component: membrane; cytoplasm. Gene Ontology annotation, molecular function: protein binding. NCBI's taxonomy places the organism in Eukaryota, Metazoa, Chordata, Aves, Passeriformes, Fringillidae. The record is from RefSeq and is a predicted model, not a curated record.
CCUCCAGCCGUCCCCUUCGGCCGCGGGCUGGGCAGGCCCGUCGCUUCGCCAGGCAGGCUGCACAACAGCAGCCUCGGGGGGCUGCGGGGCUGAGACAACCCAAGGUCAGACGGGCAAAGAGGGGAGAAGGCGCCAGCACUGGGAGCGCGAGAUGUGCGGGCAUCAGCUGCCGGGAGAUAGGGCCGGACUUUGUGCAUGCAAAGGACAAAGUUCACAGAAGAAAAGCUUGGUCAGGCAGAGAAGACUGAACUGGAUGCUCAUCUGGAGAACCUUCUCAGCAAAGCAGAAUGCACUAAAUUAUGGACAGAAAAAAUAAUGAAGCAAACAGAAGUAUUGUUGCAGCCAAAUCCAAAUGCCAGAAUAGAAGAAUUUGUGUAUGAGAAGCUGGACCGCAAAGCACCAAGUCGCAUGAAUAACCCAGAGUUACUAGGCCAGUAUAUGAUUGAUGCUGGGAAUGAAUUUGGCCCAGGAACAGCCUAUGGAAAUGCACUCAUUAAAUGUGGAGAAACACAAAAGCGAAUUGGGGCAGCAGACAGAGAACUCAUUCAAACUUCUGCUAUAAACUUUCUCACUCCCCUAAGAAACUUUAUUGAAGGAGACUACAAAACUAUUACUAAAGAACGUAAACUGUUACAAAAUAAAAGACUGGAUUUGGAUGCUGCAAAAACCAGACUGAAGAAGGCAAAAGUUGCAGAAGCUCGAGCUGCAAUAUGGGCUGAGGAAGUGACAAAAUCUGAACAGGAGGUGCGAAUUACUCAGAGUGAAUUUGACCGUCAAGCAGAGAUUACCAGACUGCUGCUGGAAGGAAUCAGCAGCACACAUGCACAUCAUCUCCGCUGUCUGAAUGACUUUGUGGAAGCUCAGAUGACCUAUUAUGCACAGUGUUACCAAUAUAUGUUGGAUCUCCAGAAACAACUUGGAAGCUUUCCAUCUACUUUCCUCUCUAACAACAAUCAGUCUUCCACAACUCCUGUGCAGAGUGUUUCUUCUCCCUCAGUCUUGGCCUCAGCCUCUGCUUCAUUGCCUUCAGUAAGCAAUUCAAUGGUUACUUCAGGCCUCAGUGAACUGAAGUCAUCAAGUGGCAGCAGAAAAGCAAGAGUUCUCUAUGAUUAUGAUGCUGCAAACAGCAGUGAAUUAUCUCUACUUGCAGAUGAGGUGAUAACAGUGUACAGUAUCCCUGGCAUGGAUUCAGACUGGCUGAUGGGUGAAAGGGGAAAUCAGAAAGGCAAAGUGCCUAUUACUUACUUAGAACUGCUAAACUAAAUGGUUGGCCUGAAUAGAGACUGUCAAUUAUGGCAACACCAUAUUUAUAUACAAUUAACGUUAUGUAAGCAGGUUUAUGUGUCUUCCAUGUUAUUGUCUUGAGGGACAAAUACCAGCCAUUAAAAACUGGCUUUUCUGCCAGCAUGGUUGCACGGUCAAUACUCUAUUCAAACUUAAUGUGUUUAAAGCUUUUACUUCAUGUGCCAAGAACGUUUCCUACAGAUUUGUUUCUACUGAAGUUUUCACUAAUACAAGCUUCUACUUUUGAGUAAUCUAGAUUGAAAGCAGGAGGUACUGUUUUCUACUGAAUUUUUUCAUUAAUGGCAAAGCUUUUCUUCACAUAAAAUAAACUUAUUGUGAACUGA